This is a messenger RNA of Plectropomus leopardus (leopard coralgrouper), 860 nucleotides long. NCBI's taxonomy places the organism in Eukaryota, Metazoa, Chordata, Actinopteri, Perciformes, Serranidae. The record is from RefSeq and is a predicted model, not a curated record.
GUCGGUGGGAAAAGGCGUAGCUAGUAAACAUCACAGAAAGCCGAAAACACACCGCGGACAUCACAGCCUAAAAACACCGACUUCCACAGACUAUCUUCGGUUCAUACGGAGCCUGCCGGUGUCGUCCGUUCCGCCGUAACCGUCCGCGGUCGUCACGGUGACUGUCAGCGUCCGGAAAAAAAACUCUGUCGGGGCGUUAGCCAGCGAGCUAGCUAGCAUAGCCACCUAGCCGCCGCAGCCGCAGCUAGCACUAGCAUUAGCAUCAGACGACAAAGAUGAUAGCGCUAAUCAACAAACUGCUGGACUGGUUCAAGGCGCUCUUCUGGAAGGAGGAGAUGGAGCUGACCCUGGUGGGGCUGCAGUACUCCGGGAAGACCACCUUCGUCAACGUGAUAGCGUCCGGCCAGUUCAGCGAAGACAUGAUUCCUACAGUUGGAUUCAACAUGAGGAAGAUCACUAAGGGCAACGUCACCAUCAAGGUUGGUAGUUCUAUGUUUCUGCUGCCUGUCUUUACACACUUAUUGUAUAUGCACCAAAAUAUGAUAGAAAGUCUUCUUAUUCUAGCUGCAUGUUACCAAGAAUUUUAAAUUUACAGCCCAGGCUAUGACGGCGCAUUUCUACUACAUGGUACCGGCUCUACUCUUCUUCAGAAAUGGAAUGUAAUGAGCAAAUAGACACACAACAUUGACAUAUUACUUCUAUUUUUUUAUUAUUUCAGGAGCCUUUGUGUGCAGAAAAUAUAUAAUCUGUAAUACAAAAGUGAACAGUUUUUUAGAGCUUCCCCUGAACGUCUCAGGGGAGCCGAGCUCCCAAAUAUAAUGUUUAAACAAACAAAAAAAAACACCAAAAAUUUUAAAAGA